UAAAAUCACAUGUAUUCAGGGCAUCCGCUCUGGAUAUUUAACCGAGGCAGAGAUCAGACUGACAUCCAGACGGACGAGGACCAAGGAACGAGACUACUACACUACUUCACCUGAGUUGCAGAGUCCUGUGAGAGCCCUGAACCAUGCGUCCUGUUGUGGUUACUGCCCUCCUUCUUCUGGUGGUGCUGAUGUUCAUGUGGGACUCUGCAGCCGGGGAUCCUGCAGAAAUGUGUAAGACCAAAUAUCCGCCCACACCGUGUAAAAAGGCAGUCGGUGAAGGCUGGUUCCAGAUGGGUAACAACCGCUGUGUGAAGGCCUUCUACAAUAAUCAGCAUUUGACCCAUUCUGAUGCAGAGAUGACCUGUAGAAAGUACCCAAAUGGCCAUCUGGUAUCGAUCCACAGUGACGAUGAGCGGUCUCAAGUGGAAUGUGCCAUGUACAGAUCCACCACCGGAAAAGCUCACUACUGGAUCGGAUACUUCAGGUAUUCGAAUGGUCCAUUUAGUUACUGGGGUUGGACGGAUGACAGUCAGGUAGAUUACAGCAGCUGGGCUCCUCGCCAGCCGGACGCCUCCCUUUUUAACAGGGAGUACUGCGUUGAGAUGAACUAUUGGGACUGGGGACUCUGGAACGAUGCGUUCUGUAGUCAGGAGAAGCCCUACGUGUGUCAAGUGAGAGUCUAGUAGUUCAGAGAGAAGCUGAAGAGCAGCAGUUGGACCAGUCUGCUUCAACUGCAACCACUGCAAGCUUUAUAUUUACUGCAAUAAAUAUUCAGCAUCAAAAGUCA
This is a messenger RNA of Perca fluviatilis (European perch), 787 nucleotides long. Its product is annotated as C-type lectin Cal-like. The transcript is spliced from 6 exons. Gene Ontology annotation, molecular function: signaling receptor activity. Bases 144 to 683 code for a protein of 179 amino acids. NCBI's taxonomy places the organism in Eukaryota, Metazoa, Chordata, Actinopteri, Perciformes, Percidae. The record is from RefSeq and is a predicted model, not a curated record.